GUCGUCCCGUUCUCCUCCCCCAACGCCGUCUGCCCUGUCCUCUCCUCAUCGACCGGCGCCGGAAGGGAAGGAGCAAAGUGAAGAUGAUCUACCGCAAGUGGUCGCUGCUCUCCUCCACCAUCCUCAUCUGGGGCGGCGCCGCCACCGCCGGCCUCGCCGGGGUCUUCCUCUUCAACGCCAAGGAGAAGUUCCAGAAGUAUCUUUCCGGUGAAGGCCAGAGGCUCAGGCAGCAGGACAGAGCGGCGAUGGGCAAGAACUAGCGAAAGACCUCAGGCAAUUUCGAUGGCGCAACAGGUGUAUUUGACAAAUUUUCCCCCUCCAAUGGCUUUGGCUCUUUGUACUCUCUAAACUAACUCCACAAUAAAUCGUGAGGCUCGUGGCUGAAACAUGGAAAUGAGCUUUAGCUCUAGUUUCUGGCUGCUGUGCAGCCCUUGUAUAAAAUGAUUUGACGAUUUCGCUUUAGCCUCUGAUAGCCCUUGGUUUAUCAAAGCAUUUUUACUUCGUUUUGAUCAACUUGUGUGACAUGUCGAUGUCCAACUUGUGUUUUGGGUGCUCUGAAUGAAUAAAGGUUGUUUCAUUUGACGGGACAUCGUAAA
Molecule: messenger RNA, 596 nt
Organism: Oryza sativa Japonica Group (Japanese rice)
Lineage: Eukaryota; Viridiplantae; Streptophyta; Magnoliopsida; Poales; Poaceae
Source: RefSeq, a predicted model, not a curated record